CUAUCUGUGGCCCUCGAAGUGGCCCGUCAGCUGUGAUCGUUGUACGAUGCUUAGAAUUGUGUUUAUUACUCGUUGAUAACCACCGCACUGUGCGUGAACCAAUUUUCAGUAGUUGAUUUGUUCGAUUCUUUUUGGGCUACGCCAUUCGUAGUAGGAUCUAGAAAUGACCGCUACGGUGCACUCGAGUAGUCAGCCGAAGAAUGGAGGUAAAAAAUGACUUUGCGAGGACAGCAGGCCGAGACACUUUAUGACGGCGCAUUUUCGAAUGCGACUCGCUCCAGUGAUCAUCUAUCAAUGCCCUCAGCAACAAACUGUCUGUCGAAAUUAGAUGCUGUCUAUCGAAGCUACUUACUCACACGGUAUUUUGUCAAAGGAUGGGGUGACCCCGCGAAUAUACAGAAGAUAUGCAAGUUUCGUAAGAUUGUAAGCGACCGGAGAAAAUGUACUCAGUUAGUCCAGGGAAAUUACCCGAUACACAUUGAUAGAGAAUGGAAGCGUGGAAGUUACCGACUUAUAGAAGGACACUUUAUUUCGCCGCUUGUUCACUACAUGGCUGAUAUCGUGCCACAGGAGAGCCACAAGGCAUAUUUUCAGCUGCUCGUACCAAAUGAGUGGCGUCAUCCAAAGCUGCGUCCGGUGUGUCUUCAGCUUGCGGGAACAGGAGAUCAUCGAUUCUGGAGACGGACGAUGUUUAUCGCUAAGCCUCUUCUAAGUGAAUAUGGGAUAGGUUCUAUCAUGUUAGAGAACCCUUAUUAUGGCUAUCGUAAACCUAAAGCUCAGGUCCGCUCCGUUUUACAAAAUGUUUCGGACGUUUUCGUAAUGGGCGGGUGCUUAGUCCUGGAGAGCAUCGCUCUACUCCGCUGGUGUGAACAACAGGGCUAUGGACCCCUCGCGCUCACGGGCAUUUCUAUGGGGGGACAUAUGGCUUCGUUGGCCGGUGGAAGUUACGACCGACCAGUUGGUAUAGUUCCAUGCUUAUCGUGGACCACCGCGUCAUGCGUAUUCACGCAGGGCGUGAUGGCCAAUGCUAUCAACUGGGAUCUCCUUCAAAUUCAGUUCACCGGAGAUGAAAAAUUUAAAGCAGAGCUUAGCAAAAUGGUGGAGACCCCAGAACCUAAAGAUAUGAGGACCUUCCUCGCUGGGCAAAACUUUGCCCGCCAAGUUUCGCACGAAAUUGCGUCGCACGACCGUCGAGAGAGAAGCCAUGUGGUCAUCGAUGGAGUUGAUGACGCUGCUUGGGAUGAAACUUCGUUGAGCACUACCUUGGCGCGGCUUGUGGAGAGCUUGCCAAUUGAAUUUCUUCAGUUACGUUCGCCGCCAUCACGAGAAGAAGUCGUCGAAGCUUGGAACUUCAUGCGGGGUAUAAUGGAUGAAUGCACACACCUCGGAAAUUUUGGAACCCCAGUGGAUCCAACGUUAGCAAUCUGUGUCGCCGCUACCCGAGACGCCUACGUCCCUCGUGAAGGCACGCGUGACAUUCGUGAUAUCUGGCCGGGAUGUGAAGUGCGCUACAUUGACUGUGGCCACGUCACCGGAUUUGUUUUCAAACAGCACCGUUUCCGGAAAGCGAUCGCAGACUCGUUAAAUCGAACAGCAAUAAAGUAUUACUCAGAACAUCUGUUUGGCGUGAAGGACAUUGGGGAUAACACACAGCAUAACCGAGUGGAGAGAGCGUUAGUCCGAUAGCUUCAAGGCAAGGCCAUUCACAAAAUCCUUGCCAUUAUGCUAUCAAUGCUUGACGACACUUCUUUGCUCCAGAAACAAGUGUAGGUUCUAUUAAAACCGAGGACAGGUAGCUAUUACACAAUUUCCUUUCCUUACUGCUUAUGUUCCGACGGUUACGAAAUGGAAACAUACCCUGAAAGUGGGUACACUAAGUGUUUUAUAUAGCACAAUGCGAAAUCGUGUUUCCACUGUAUACUGAAUGUAGCAGUCGUUCGAUGAAGAUAGAAGUUGAUUUAUAGAAAUAUUUCAUUCAAUAUCAAAUGACCUACCGUUUUGCAGUUUGUUUGCUUGUUAUUUAGAUGUGAAAGUGUUUAAAAAGCUUUUCAUUUGUUAUUGAAUACGUUGUUGUUUAUUAGAUAUUCUUUUGUACUUGACAAAAUGCGAGUUUUUGACCCCUCAAUUUUUGACUUAAUCGAGCUUUUAUGGUCUGUGAUUAUUCGGAUGGGCAUCUAUUAACAGUCUAUUAACAGAUAGUAGCCACGAUCGUAUAGUUUACGUUAUAAGAUGGCAGUGCUUCUAUUUUAAAGCAUCAUUUAAAAAUAUUUCAUCCAUAAGCGCAUGGCAAGCAAUAUGAGGCUAGACACAUACUUUAAUGAUUUGUCAUUUUUUAAAUGCAAUAGCUUUCUACCUUGAAGGAUAUUGUACAGUCAGGGGAGCUGUAACGUAUGAGACAGUACUAGCUAUGCUGUUUUGGAUGUAGGUUUAAGAGAUCGGUAGAUAAAAACAUAGUCAAUAGUAGGGUCUGGAAAGAGGUUUGACUCUUAAUGAAUUGGCGCAGGUCAGGAAAAACUGCCGCUAGAAAGGAAAAUCCGUUUGAAAUCAGUAUGAACUGUUGGGUGAUUGUGUGCGCGCACGUAACCGUUUAUAUGGAAGAAAAUAUUUGAGUGUAUAAGGACACAAAGUCGGGUAGUUAGCCAAAAAAUGACUAAUCAGCUGAUUAUUCAAGUGACGACGACCAUUACGCGGGAAGAAAAAUCAUUUCAGCAAGGUACUAACAGGUCUGUUCUUUCGGUUUUUGGUUGACUAGCUUAAAAAAUAUUUUCCCCCACAUUACUUGUGCGAUACGAUAAUAAUAAUAAAGGUUAAUGUGAUCAAAGUUAAGCAUGCAAAAGGGAAACGGAAAGGGGUAACGUGUGGUGUUAUAUUGAUUGUUUGUAAUCUGUAAAUGGUAAUAGAUACAGCGUGGAGCAAACACUGAUCAUUUCCAGCAGACAAAUAAAACGUGGUCAAUGUCCGUGUUUUAAAUGGA
Messenger RNA from Varroa destructor (honeybee mite), 2974 nucleotides. RefSeq names its product cardiolipin-specific deacylase, mitochondrial. Lineage: Eukaryota; Metazoa; Arthropoda; Arachnida; Mesostigmata; Varroidae. The record is from RefSeq and is a predicted model, not a curated record.